AUGGCUCACACAUGCUCAUGCGCCCCCCCCACCCUCUUUGUUGGCCUAGACGUAGGUGUGACCUACUCCGGAGCUUUUGCUGUCCUUGCUGAGUAUUGUAAGGAACACAAGGUCUUCAAUGUUCUUGGAGAUUUGGAGGUCGAAAAGUUCCCUACAUUGCUCAUUCGCAAUGGGCGGAUCGCAGUGAAAUUCUUGCCCCCUGAAAAGAGGGUUGAGCCCGAUUACAAGAUUCUAUCCUAUUUUAAGAUGGGCGUCUUGGAUCUGACAACCGACAGUUUCUCUCAGGCGGAUACUAAUGUAGUCCAAGGUUUGAAAGACUGUUGGCAGAGACAACCCACCUACGUUAUUGCACCAAAGGCCUUUGGUAUAUUUCUUCAUGGCCUGUAUCAAUAUGUUAUUGACCUUUCCGAGAUGAGAUUCCGAACGAUGGGGUAUGCAAAUUUCGAGACUGCCUUUUUUACGGAGGGUGCUUAUGACGUGAAGCAUAUGGUGACUGAGGAGGAACAUGUCGCCGUUCUCCGAGGCCUGAUGCAAUCUGAGCCUGAUACGAUUCAAUUGCUCCGAGAUGCCAAAGAAACAGCCAUUAUCUGUGAUAUAGGCGGUUUGACAACAGAUGUUGUGGUUCAUCGCUUCUGCCCUAUCGUGGGGGCGUCUGCAUCGCCUCGUGUGUGGAUAUCCCGCCUUAAUGGCGGAUGUCUCAUCGACGAGGAAUUUUCGAAGGAGCUCGACGGAGAAAUCGAGCGUCACAUUCCCGAAACGUAUCGAGUGGAUAACGCUGACAUGCUGAAGCAAUUCAAGCACUCUUUCAUGGCACGAUGGCGAGAGAAGGAUAAGCUGGAGUAUGACCCCGUCAAUUACGGAGAUAGUAUGGGUUUUCAGAUAGGAGAAUGGACGCUCAGCAUUCAGCACUCUGUAUUCAUCAGUCUUUUUGAUCAGCUUCUUAACCAUGUCAUCUCUAUCGUCAGAGAGGCUUACGAUACAGAAUGUGCCCUGCCAGUGAAGCCCCCCACGAAGGUGAUUCUGGUUGGCGGUCUGUCUCAAUGCAAGUACUUGGUGAACGCCUUGACAGAACAAUUCGCCCAGUGGAGUUUGGAAAUUUGCCCUUCUCCCCCUCAAGGCCGGUAUAUUUUUCAAAAUGCAGCGGAUUUCUAA
Molecule: messenger RNA, 1152 nt
Organism: Clonostachys solani
Lineage: Eukaryota; Fungi; Ascomycota; Sordariomycetes; Hypocreales; Bionectriaceae
Source: the annotation of a GenBank genome assembly